AUGGGAAUAAGCGUGGUACGGGCGAUUGCCAUUGCAGCAGAGUACUUCGAUCGAUAUCGGAUUGUGGCUUUGGCCUUUUGCAGUAGCGGGACUGGUCUUGGUACAUUUUUCUACUCCAAAAUCGGAGCGUACAUGAUCGAUGUGUACACAUGGCGAAUCGCUCUAAUGGGAUUUGGUCUGCUACACCUACAUAUGAUUGCCGUCGGUCUUCUGUUGAAACCGUUGCCGGCUGAAUCAGUUCCCGAGCCAACUGUGCUGAUCACGGACCAUCCGGACUUGACCACAACCGAUUUGCCUAUCGACGUGUCCAAGGGGAAAAAUGAGUCAGGACAAAAUCUGUUCCUCUCCAUUAUGAGUGUAAAUAGUGCAGCCGGUUUACCGGCGGGACGUGGUCAGCUUGGCCGUUCCCGUACUGACUUAUCGAAACGGAACACCAUUGCUUCGGAUCUACGUGUAGUUAUUGAGUUCGUCAAAGCAACGCGAUGCACCACCGGAACGCAAACCUUGGUUCGCUUAGAUUCACUCACGUUUUUACCCGACCCCGGAGUUCGAGUUUUAAAACAAUUGGAAGAAGCGGCCCAAAACGCAUUCACCGAAGUAGAUGCCACAACAGAUCAAGUGAUGAUCCCGGUAUUGUUUAUUGUAUCCGACUUCGAUGUGAUUCAAAUGGAUACACAUGAUCCAAUUGUCGGAUCACAACUGAAAUUCUUUCUCGAUAGUCGAUUCGAUUUGCCUGGAUCCACGGAUCGACCAGAUUGGACCACAGUGUCAGGUGCACCGAGCAGGGCUAUCCCCGUUGGUGAUUCAUUCACAUCGUCCAUGGUGGUUUUGCAAGAUCGGCGUCGAAUAAGACGAACAAUUCGUGCUGUGAUUGAUCGCGGUCAACAAAAGGUGACCACUAUUGGUGAGGAGUUGAAAAAGCGCGGACAGUCCGUUUGUUCAAGCCCGGUGGUGGUUUUAGUUGAUCAAAAUACAGAAGAUCCUCCCAAUGCCAAUCUAACCGUGGGACCUUCUGGUGAUCAUGGCUAUUUGUGGAGCAAUCUCGCACUAGACAAUUAUGUCAUCCCUGAAGAAGUUGAACCAACAGACCAAACAGUGGACGAGACAUCCGAGUUAAAUGAAACCCGGUCGCAACAAAUCAAAGAUCAAACAAAUGUGGACAGAGGGAAUAAACUGGAAAAAGAUCGAUCUCGAAUUAUGCGCCAUCUGAGUACAUCUCAUAGUGCUCAGACGACAGACGGUCGUCCANCCACCAAUAUGGACUGGGCGUCUCGUGACAUUUUCGCCUCGGUUAUCUCUAUAAGUACUCCGUUUGAGGCGGCGGAAGUGCUGGAGACAAAGUAUCUUGAUGAAUUAAAGGCCCCAGUGAUAACGUCUACCGGUGAGAUUGUGGAUGAAGAAAAAAAGAAGCAAUUUCUUCUCGCUAACAUGAUGUUCUUUACAUUUUUGUUAUCCCGACUACUCGUGUUUAUCGCGGAUUCGAUAAUAUUUGCGCAUUUGAGCAACUUUGGCAUCUAUUCCGGUUUUGACCAGGAGGCUGCAGCCGGGUUACUGUCAUUUAUUGGAAUCGCUAAUAUGAUUGGCCGUUUGGCUACCGGAAUAAUUGGACAAUUUUCACCUGGAAUGGAACUGCGAUGUUUGACGGCAUCGUGUUUGCUUAGCUUAGCUGUCUAUAUGGUCAUUAUGCCACUCUAUCCCACCUAUAUCCCAAUGGCGGUGUUUGCAGUCGCUUACGGUGUAUUGGUCAGUCCGAGCUUCGCAUUUGCUCCAACGUUUGCCUACGAUAUAGUCGGCCCAAGCCGAUAUGACGAGGCGAUUGCAUUUAUCUUCCAAUUCGAAGCGCUUGGUUAUCUGGUCGGAGGACCUAUCGGAGGGGCGAUCAAAGAAAUAAAUAACAAUUAUUUUGAAUGCUUCGCUUUUGGCGGAUCCAAUGACUUGCUUGCAGCACUCAUACUGUUUAUUCAAGCAUUCGUGAUGCAUGGAGUCGGGGCCAAAUUUGUCCGGUUGUUACGACACUGUUCGAACACAUCGAUGGUGUAA
Molecule: messenger RNA, 2040 nt
Organism: Echinostoma caproni
Lineage: Eukaryota; Metazoa; Platyhelminthes; Trematoda; Plagiorchiida; Echinostomatidae
Source: the annotation of a GenBank genome assembly